AUGACGGCAAGCGUGGUCCUGAUCGCGACCUGCUCGCUUCUGUUUGUCUUCUUCACGAACGAGGUCAUGGCCGCUCGCAUAAUCGUUGGGGUGACAGCACUAAUUUCAGUGAUGGUUUUGCUUCUGUGCGGCUUGUCAGACCCGGGCGUCAAACAGCGGCAGCCGCCCCCACCACCUGGCGCGCCUCCACACGAGUCGCACUGGUGCGAGCGGGAGUAUGUGGACCAACACGGUCACGCCCAUCAAGCUCGGCUAGAGGUGAAAUGGUGCUAUAGUUGUAACGUCUACCGUCCCUAUCGUGGAGUGCACUGCCGCUACUGUGAUCGUUGUGUGGCUCGCCGCGAUCACCACUGUCCGUGGACUGGCACUUGCAUCGGCGCGAAGAACUACCGGUCUUACUUUGUGCUCGUCUGGGUGCUCUCCGUGAUGUUGUUUACGGCCCUCUGCGGCGGUAUUCAAAGUCUCGUGCAGCGCGUCAUCCGGCAUAGCAAGGUAUCAUCCGUCAACGAGGAUCGCCCCAGCGCCUUCACCUCCGCCCUCAUCGACACGUACUGCCUGGAGCCCAUCCUAAUUGUGCUUUCAUUCAUCUUUGGUUUACUAGCGUGGUCUCUGGCGCUUUACCACACCUACCUCAUUUCGCGAAACCUCACCUCUGGGGACGCCGCAAAGGACUUGGAGGAGAACGUCUUUACCCACGGCAGCGUGCUCGCGAACGUGCGGGCAGCGCUGACCGGCUGGCGUGAGGAAGAGGAGAUGUCGUGCAGAGGCACCCGCACUGAGGUGGUGAUCGAGGCGAAUGCCUGCGAUGACGUGGACAAUGCACCUUCGCUGCCCCCCAUGACCAACACAGAAUCUUUGCAUGCAGCUCUCUACAAUGACUGCGAUGUCUGA
Molecule: messenger RNA, 891 nt
Organism: Leishmania braziliensis MHOM/BR/75/M2904
Lineage: Eukaryota; Euglenozoa; Kinetoplastea; Trypanosomatida; Trypanosomatidae
Exons: 1
Coding region: 1-891 (296 amino acids)
Biological process (GO): peptidyl-L-cysteine S-palmitoylation; protein targeting to membrane
Cellular component (GO): Golgi apparatus; endoplasmic reticulum
Molecular function (GO): protein-cysteine S-palmitoyltransferase activity
Source: RefSeq, a predicted model, not a curated record